UAAGCUUUGGCUUCACAGGUGAUACUUUUCUGUCCAUUUUCCAGCUCCAUAUUAAAAGACGAGAAAUCUGUGAAGAAAAAGUGGGUCAAGAAAAUGAGAGAAACCCAUCAUUUUUACAGGGGUUAUUAAAUCUUUACCAAUCAGGGAAAACUUUCUGUUUGUUUCCCGAGAAAAAGGAACUUAAUAGGAACAAGGAAGAAGCGCUGCAGAUCUUUUUUCCAAGAUUAGUAUCGUUAACAAUUCUUGAAUUGCCUGUUGAAAUGGCAAUAAAAAGAUCAAAGCUUUCUGAUUUGGAAUAUGACUUUUCAACAGCCAAGUUGAAAAAGCAAUCAGAUUUUGAUUGAUUAUGACACUUCUCCUAAUUCGGACAAGUGCUCAAACUUCCAACUUCCUAAAGCAUCAAACUUUCAUACAGGAGGAGUUGGCCUGUGUUCUUCCCUCUUCCCAUUAUAUGUUACGCUUCGAUUCAAGCGUCGAUAUCGAUUUCUUUUUUGCUUGCCCUAUUCGUUAUCUUGUCUGAAGUGAAUCUUGUUCAGUUGUUUUCGCCUUAUCGGCCGAAGCUAGAUCACCUGGAAACUCUGUCCUCGGGGUUGUUUUGAACAGAUAAUACUCUCCAAGGCAUUACAGGCAGGGCGAUGAGUAGGAUGUCCGGUGAAAUGAUGGGUUUGGAGGAGGCGUUUCUCGAGAAGAAGAAAGAGGAGAUGAAGCUUGAAUGCCCGAUUUGCUUCGAGCCAUUCGAUAUAUCUCACAAUGCUCCUCUCGUUCUAUGGUGCGGGCACACUCUCUGCAAGAGCUGCGUCUCGAGACUUCACCGAGCCGUCCUGAAAUUCUCGAAACUGCACCCAAUCUCUCUUCCGUUCCUUGUGUCUUGCCCGUGGUGUAGCUCCUUUUCCCCGAAGCUAACUUUCAAAGGGAUUCUUAGGUUCCCGAAGAAGAACUACUUUGUGUUGUGGAUGGUCGAUAGCGCAGGAAGCAACGGCCAGAUUAGACUCGAGGACCCGAGCUUGACAGGUUUUGAUGCUCGGGUCCUCCUCGGCUCCCUCUGGAAGUCUCUCUUCGGGUACCUAACGACGGAACGAGUCUUCAGGCUAGUGUUUCUCGUGAUCUUCAUGGCUCUAUAUGCAGCUCAAGUAAGCACAGUCCUCUUAGCUCUCUACUCCCUCACUGUCCUCUUAGGAUCGGUUUUCUUGCUCCUUCCCGAACUCUGUUUACCAGCAAUCGGUUUAGCUGCUUAACCAGAGGGAAGAAUUCCUAAACCGCCAAAACUCGAAACCUCUCCGAAAUUAUCGAUAUUUGACUCAGUAUGUGAAGCCUAAUAUCGGUUGUUGACUGUGUUCGUAGUGUGAAAUCUUCGGUACUGGCGUCUAUCCGGAGAAAUUAUCGAUGAUCUCUUUGAUUAAAUUUUCCGGCAUAGGGGUCUAACCGGGGAAAUCAAUCACCAGCGUUUAGAUACCGGGGUUGUCCCCUAUGUAAAUUUUCCGGUAUGGGUGGUUAGCCGGAGAAGUUAUCCUAGAUGUUGGUAGGCAUUCUGGUAUGGAAGUCUAACCGGAGAAAAUAUUGGUACUGUGGCGUACCUCGGGUUCCGGUUUGGUAUAUGUACAGUGUGAGGAAAAUAUGUAAAAUGCUUGUAUAGUGAAUAAUUGAGCAGAAGGCGUAAAAUAAUUUGUGUACAAGUAUAUACAUUAUACAUUUUUAUUAUAAUAUAUAUAAUAUAUAUUCUUUGUA
Messenger RNA from Tarenaya hassleriana, 1725 nucleotides. RefSeq lists its product as uncharacterized. NCBI's taxonomy places the organism in Eukaryota, Viridiplantae, Streptophyta, Magnoliopsida, Brassicales, Cleomaceae. Bases 636 to 1235 code for a protein of 199 amino acids. The transcript has 2 exons. The record is from RefSeq and is a predicted model, not a curated record.